Messenger RNA from Eurytemora carolleeae, 3535 nucleotides. RefSeq names its product chaoptin. Lineage: Eukaryota; Metazoa; Arthropoda; Copepoda; Calanoida; Temoridae. Bases 269 to 3535 code for a protein of 1088 amino acids. The transcript has 32 exons. Gene Ontology annotation, cellular component: extracellular matrix. The record is from RefSeq and is a predicted model, not a curated record. Gene Ontology annotation, molecular function: protein binding.
UUGGGUUCCGUCAAUACGGUAUUGUGUAUUCUCUCUCUCUCUAGAUUCUACGGAGUUUUUGAAACAAGAAAAUGCGGGAAACCGUUUAACCGUAAAUACCCAAACCCCGUGAAAUAAAUCUCAACUGUACACCUGUACAAUCGUGCCUGAAAACAAUGGCCGACAGUUGGUGAUAUUUGUAAAAAUGUAAAUUGUUGUUAUAAAGUAAAAUGUUCCAAUAAGUAUCAUGGUUCGAGGAGAGCACGGGAAUAAAAAUCUAUUUUAGAAAAUGAAGAACCGGAUAUUACUGGUGUUACUGUACCUGCCCGGACUCCUGCUCACCUCCCCCUGCUCCUUCAACAAGCUGUGCUCCUGCACCCCAUACUCUAACCAGAUUGUAAAUGGUUCAAGGAGUACUAGGAUCAAGGAUGUUAGUUGUAUAGGAGUUCCUUUUCCUACAGUUCCAGAGCUGAGUUUGGAGGGAGUAACACAUCUGGACUUGGUAGAAGCUGGACUGGAGAUAAUACAAGAUCAAGAUUUCAGUGGGUCUUUGGAGUCUCUGAGAUUAAUGAAUAACAAAAUUACUGUCAUUGAAGAUUCAGUUUUCAGUGGAGUAUCCAGUAGUUUGAGAUCUCUAGACCUCAGCUAUAACAGUCUGGUAAACCUGCCAGUUGGAGCCCUGAGUAGGAUUAAAACCCUGGACUGGUUUAACCUACAUGGGAACCAGAUUGGAAAACUUACUGAUGCGUUCCAGCUACCGUUCCGUCAUACCAUCUCCACAUUGUUCCUGGGAGAAAACCAUCUCACCAGUAUUCCAAACGAUUUUUUCAGUCAUUUCAAGCGGUUGAUGUGGUUGAACCUAGAUAGUAAUUAUAUCCGGGAGCUACCUGAAUACGCUUUGCCCAGAUCCAUCCAUACUCUUAGUAUAUCCAACAAUCAACUCAGAGAGUUCCCUGUACUUGCAAUAGAGAACCUACCUGGGCUAACCUGGCUAACUAUGAGAGGAAACUAUAUAGAGACUAUACCGGAUACACCUUUCUCAUAUAAAAAAAGGAUUGACAAACUAGAUCUUGGAGAGAACUUUAUAUCUUCUCUUCCUCCAUCCAUGUUCAAUGGAACCUUGGCUGUAACUGAUCUAAACCUGGAUUACAAUUAUAUAGACAAACUGCAUGAGGGGGCAUUUUCCUCCCUGAGCCCCAGACGGAUUUAUCUUGGAAUGAAUAAGAUAAAGGAAAUCCACGAAGAUGCAUUUCAGGGAGUAGAGGGUUCAUUAGAACUCCUGGAUCUGGAGAGAAAUAGACUUAAUAACAUCUCUCAAGCAUUCUCUAAACUAACUCAGCUCAGAUAUCUUUACUUAUCAAACAACAAUAUUAGUGAGAUCGAGGAGAAUUCUUUGGAUAGUUUUGUAGAAAACCUUCAAGCUGUUUCAUUUUCCGGAAACCAUAUCUCAACAUUCCCGUUCAAACCUCUCAGACGAGCAGUUAAACUUUCCCAUUUAAACCUUGGAUAUAACAAGAUCCCUGAGAUAAUAUCAGAUCAUUUUCAAGGCUGGGCUCAAAACCUUGAUACUCUCAUACUAAGAAAUAAUCGAUUGUCCCAGCUGGGACCUCAUACCUUCAGAGGAUGUCCCAAACUUAGGGAACUGUCCCUGAGUUUUAACAGUUUGCAGAGUAUAGAUGAUCUAGCAUUCAAGGAUAUUGGAGGAUCUUUAGAGAGCUUGGAGAUCAGUUUUGGACUCAAUCUCAGAAUAUUUCCUGAAUCUGCUCUAAAACCUCUUCAAAAACUUCUCUGGCUCUCCUUGGAUAAUAAUAAUAUUGAAGAAAUCAGUGAAACAUCAUUAUACAACCUUGGUGAGUUACAGUAUCUAAAUCUGGAAGCAAACAAGCUAAAAAGAUUUCCCAAUAAUCUGCUGCAUAAGAAUGUUCAUAAGAACCUACGUGAUGUUCGGCUCUCAUACAACAGAUUAGAGAAUAUCAGCCUAGGACAGUUUGCAGGACUGGAUAAACUUCAAACAGUCCUUCUAACAGGAAAUAGGAUUCAGCAAAUACAAUCUCAGAGUUUCCGUAAUCUGCCGAACAUUGUGACUCUUAUUAUAACUCAUAACCAGCUCCAUACAAUUCAGAGACAGGCGUUCCUGAACCUGCCCCACCUGCAGAAGGUUGAACUGCAGCACAACCUUCUGGAGGAGUUCACCCUCUCCGUGUUCAAGAACACCACUCUGCACCCGGAUACUCCCAUGUUCCUUAACAUCAGCCACAACAAGAUUAGGAAUCUUCUUCCUGGAGAUGAAUUGGGUCCAACUCCACUCAUCCAGCUGAUAGAUCUAUCUUUUAACUCAUUACUACAGAUUCCUGAAUAUUUCCUGCGGAUGGUAUCUGGUUCCCUGCGUUCCCUGGAUCUAAGUGAAAACCAUAUCUCCGAAAUUGAUGAUUCCUCUCUCAACUCUCUCAUCAAUCUUCAAAUACUAAAAAUAAACCACAAUCUGAUCACCACAGUUGCUAAAUCUGGGUUGGUUGGACUAAAAACCUUGCAGAUUAUAGAUCUAAGCUUUAAUAGACUAGAUGGGCUUCAGUUCGGACAGUUUUCUGGACUCAAAUCUCUGAGAAUCGUUGAUUUAUCUCACAAUCAGCUGAGAUCUCUUCCCAGAGAUUCAUUCCAGCAUACCGUCAUACAAACUAUUGAUCUCAGCUUUAACGAAUUCCAGGUGAUGCCUAAUAGUGCUUUAGCUGAGAUAUCUGACACUGUCCGACAUCUGAACCUUUCUCACAACAGUAUUCAGCAUAUAGACUCCACCAUGCUCUCCUCCACCUUGAAGCUCCUCUCCUUGUCCCUGGCACACAACAGGCUGACCAUCCUUCCUGAUAAUAUCUUUCUUGGGCUCAGCUCACUACUCACACUAGACCUGGCAGAUAAUCAUAUUCGGGCUAAUUUCAAGGAACUAUUCCAUUUUACUCAAAAAUUAAAGGAUCUCCGUCUUACUAACACUGGUCUCACAGCCCUCCCGGAGCUACAUCUAACCGGACUCCUCAACCUGGAGCUAGGGAGCAACAACCUGGCCGACCUAGACUGUGGCGCACUAGAGAGUUUAACUGAGUUAAGAUCUCUGAACCUAGAGCUGAACAAGUUGACCAACCUUCCUUCACACUGCUGGCGUUUAGUUCCCAGGCUAAUAUCUCUAGAUAUAUCAAACAAUCCAGUCCGGGUUCUUACCAAAGAAAGUUUUCAAGGAUUGUUCUAUCUUCAAACCCUCUCUGUUCAAGACCUGCAUGAUCUCAAGAGGUUUGAUGCAGACUCUCUCUCCCAGCUAACCUACCUCUCUACCUUGUAUAUCCAGAGUUGGCCGGAAAUAGAAAAGUUUAAGUUUAGACUAGGCUCUGUUAUUUCAGGUCUGGCCUCCCUGAAAUCCUUGACUGCGAAGAUAAUGGAGAAGUCUGGUAUUCUAACAGAUCAGAUCCUAGGAGCAUUUGGUCCUAAACUUAAAGAGAUAAUCAUCACUGGACCUAAUCUCCAUACUCUCACGGCAGAUGCAUUCGAAGGAAUGGGUCAGAACUUUUGA